Messenger RNA from Acipenser ruthenus (sterlet), 570 nucleotides. Its product is annotated as protein S100-A1-like. Lineage: Eukaryota; Metazoa; Chordata; Actinopteri; Acipenseriformes; Acipenseridae. Gene Ontology annotation, cellular component: cytoplasm. The coding region runs from base 173 to 475 and encodes 100 amino acids. The transcript is spliced from 3 exons. The record is from RefSeq and is a predicted model, not a curated record. Gene Ontology annotation, molecular function: calcium ion binding.
UACACAGUGUUCGACUGCAUGGUUUUGGAAUGUGCUGUGUGUGUAAUACUGGGCGUUCCUUACCCUCGUAUAACCGCUGCGGAUUCCCGAGCCCUGCACAGACAAUCUCUCCAGCUCCUGUUCAUCCCGCACUCAUUUCUCCUUCUACAAGCGCCUUAGCCCGACCCUGAAAAUGCCUUCUGAACUGGAACGUUGCAUGGAGUCCCUCAUCACCAUCUUCCACAAGUACGCUGGCAAGGAGGGCCGCGCCAACUCACUCAACAAGAGGGAGCUGAAAGAUCUUAUGACCAACGAGCUCAGCAGCUUCCUCAAGAGCCAGAAGAACCCAGCGGCGGUGGAUAAGAUCAUGAAGGAUCUGGAUCAGAACGGAGACGGGGAGGUGGACUUCGAGGAGUUUGUGGCUCUGGUAGUUGGUCUGUCCAUCUCCUGUGAGCAGCUCUUCCAGAUCCACCUGCAGAAGCAGGGCAAGAAGUGAGGGAGAGAGCCAGACUGAGAUACAGAUAGAUGUGUGUGUGUGUGUGUGCGCUCGCUUUUCACUUUUUAUACAUAAUAAAACUCUGAUACACACAA